Molecule: messenger RNA, 1661 nt
Organism: Thermothelomyces thermophilus ATCC 42464
Lineage: Eukaryota; Fungi; Ascomycota; Sordariomycetes; Sordariales; Chaetomiaceae
Exons: 4
Coding region: 265-1440 (391 amino acids)
Biological process (GO): cardiolipin acyl-chain remodeling; inner mitochondrial membrane organization
Cellular component (GO): mitochondrial membrane
Molecular function (GO): 1-acylglycerophosphocholine O-acyltransferase activity
Source: RefSeq, a predicted model, not a curated record
CCGCGACCCUAUUUUUUUUCCCCUCAGGCCCCAGGAAGGUGCGUUCCCAACAAUUGUAGGGCGUGUGAAACCCUGCGAUGAUCUCAUUAUAGGCGUUCUUUUUCGGUUUUCCCCUUUCCCGUAUCUGCUGAUGAGCGCGAUUAUCCCCAUGGUUACAUCCCGCGACAAUUGGUUGCUCUCGACGGGAAUGAGACCAUGUGUGAAACCUCGCUCACCACCGUUCCUUUUUAAAUAGUUUGGCUGCUCUACCUCGAGAUCUCGGCCAUGGCGGCUCCCGAGCCGGCCCUUCAGCGGCCGAGCCUCUCCAUGCGCUUAAAAUCGGCCAUGAUUAUGGGCAUGACGGGCGUUUUGUCAAAGUGCUUUUUGUACGGGUUUAACCGCGUUGAGGUGACGGGUCUCUCGCGCUUCCUUGAUAUCCUAGACAGCCGUAGAGACCCUGCAAAGCGCCAGCGCGGACUCUUAACUGUUUCGAACCAUAUCAGCGUACUCGAUGACCCCGUCGUCUGGGGCAUCCUCCCCCUGAGCUACGCCUUUGACCCAACCAACCUGCGCUGGACCCUUGGCGCCGCCGACAUCUGCUUUUCAAACAAGCUAUUCUCCAACUUCUUCACUUACGGCCAGGUUCUGCCCUGUCACCGGCUCAAGCACUCGCCCUUCGGCGGGCCCUUCCAGCCGGCCUUGACCCAAGCCCUCCGCCUCCUCUCGCACCCCCCAGCCACCUCCCUUUCCCCAUCAUCCCAACGAGCCGCCGCCGCCGCCGCCGCCGCCGCCAACCCGCCAGCGACGUACACAACCACCGGCACCGACGUGCACACCGCCCCUCUCCAGGCUUACCCCUCCCACCGCCGCUACAGCUGGGUACACGUCUUCCCCGAGGGGUGCGUGCACCAGCACGCGUCGACCGACCUGCGCUACUUCAAGUGGGGGCUGGCGCGGCUGAUUCUCGAGGCGGACCCGGCCCCGGACGUGCUUCCCAUGUUCAUCGACGGCACGCAGCGCGUCAUGCCCGAGGACCGCGGCUUCCCGCGCUUCCUGCCCCGGGUGGGCAAGACGGUGAGGGUCGCCUUCGGCGAGGUCCUCGACUACGAGCGCACCUUUGGCGACCUCAAGAGGCGCUGGGAGGGCCUGGUGAGGAGGGAGAGGGAGAGGAUCGAGAAGCAGCAGCCGCAAGGCGGUGACGCGCUGGCGAGGCAGGCCGAGAGCAUGCUGGUCGGGGAGCUGGCGACGGAUGAGCUCAAGUACGGCAAGGAGGCGCAAGAGAUCAGGAUAGAGGUUGCGCGGCGGAUGAGGGCCGAGAUCCUCAAAGUGAGGGAGUCGCUGGGCGGGUACCCCGAGCCGGAUCCGAAGUUUGCCUUGGCUGAGACGUGGCGGUUGGAUGGUGAUAUCGAGGCCAAGAAGUACAAGAGCCGGGUGGAUGGGAGUAAUAUCAGCCAGGAUUGAGCCGUGGCUGUUCUUUCAUGUGUUCUCAUUUGCUUGGCAAAAGGUACAGAAGUUGGUUUAGACAGAAGCUUGUUAGAUAAUUGUGGAUAUACAACAGCGAACCGGCAACAUAUGGAUUGGAAGGGCCUUACGUAGUCCCGAUUCCUCUGGAAGGGGCACCAUCGCGCGCUAACGGGAAUGGGUUAUUUGUUCUUUUCUUUCUGGGAUGAAAGUCAUUUGUG